CGCCUCUUUCCCUUUGUGACGUCUCCGGUCACUCUCUCUCCGGCCUCUAUAAUCUGUGCCUCUUCCUGCGCAGAUCUACCUGGCUAGCUACCCAAGCGGUGCUUACCUGCAGCUAGAACAUGGCCUUCGUCACCCGACAGUUCGUGCGCUCCAUGGCCUCCUCUUCCUCCACCACUGGACCCGCGGCCUCGGCCAAGAAGAUCCUCAUCAAGCACGUGACUGUUAUUGGAGGUGGGCUCAUGGGGGCGGGGAUCACGCAGGUUGCUGCAUCAACUGGACACACGGUUGUGUUAGUGGACCAGACAGAUGAGAUCCUGGCCAAGUCCAAAAAAGGAAUUGAAGAAAGCCUCCGGAGAGUGGCCAAAAAGAAAUUUGCAGAGAAUCCUCAGGCUGGUGAUGAAUUUAUUAAGAAGACCAUGGGCAGCAUCACUUUGAGCACAGAUGCGAAUUCUGUGGUCCAUAGCACUGACUUGGUGAUAGAAGCCAUCGUGGAGAACCUGGAAUUGAAAAAUGAGCUUUUCCAGAGGCUGGACAAGUUUGCGGCAGAACACACGAUCUUUGCCAGCAAUACUUCCUCUUUGCAGAUCACAGACUUAGCCAAUUCUACCACCAGGCAAGACCGAUUUGGGGGGCUUCAUUUCUUCAAUCCUGUGCCCGUGAUGAAGUUGGUGGAGGUCAUCAAGACACCAAUGACCAGCCAGAAAACAUAUGAAUCUCUUAUGGACUUUAGCAAAGCUUUGGGAAAGAGUCCAGUAUCUUGCAAGGAUAGCCCUGGAUUUAUUGUAAACCGUCUCCUUGUACCAUAUCUUAUGGAAGCAAUCAGGAUGCAUGAAAGAGGGGAUGCAUCAAAAGAAGAUAUUGAUGUAGCCAUGAAGUUGGGAGCUGGUUACCCCAUGGGCCCAUUUGAACUCCUGGACUAUGUUGGUCUAGAAACCACAAAGUUCAUCGUGGAUGGCUGGCAUAAAAUGGAUUCGAAAAACCCAUUAUUCCAACCCGUCCAAGAGCUAAAUAAAUUGGUAGAAGAAAAGAAGUUUGGCAGGAAGACAGGAGAAGGAUUUUACAAAUACAAAUGAUCCCCUUGGUGUCUCGAGUGAGGAAGUCUCUGUCCGCAGACACCAGUUGGCCAUCUCAAGAGCCCGGUGGGAAUGCUUGGUCAGAAGUUCCCUCACCCAGCCUGCCCUGAUCUUUGUGCAUUUUGAUUGUUAUCUCUCUGAAGAUUAUUUUGCACUCAUUAUAUAAUAACAAAUUUCUCCAUUUGGGAGCUAAUUUUUUAUUUUAUUCUGCUCAAAUUUUCUAUAAGUUUUAUGCCCUUUGUGCCUUGGAACAAAUGAUGCCUUUGACUCUGUUCAUUUUCUUGUAAAAUUAUAUGCUUAUUAAGAAAGUGGCACCACUUCAUGUCUUCUCCUAUUUGGGGGAUGCAUGUACCAUAGGUGUCUUGUACCUCUGUCUGUGUGUAUGUGCGUGUUUUAAGCUGUGCUUACUCUCAUCCAGCAGGUGGCAGUAUGUACCUGGCCUUUUAGGAGACCAUGCGCAUAUACCUUACUCCCUUAGGAGGUUUCACCAUGUUGCUAGCUUCAAAUUUGAAACAAUCUGACCAGACACCGAAGAAUAGAAACUUUGGUUUUAAUUCAGCCCUUUUUCAGAAGAAAAACAAUCCUAUGAUAUUGCACUUAAUGGAGAAUUGGUACCAUUUUUCUGGAUUUCCUAAUUAUUCACUUUACUUUCCAACCCUUUUGGAAACCACUGUAUAGAUUGGAUUUGUUAAAAAUGUACACUUUUUUAAAAAACAAAAUUUAAUAAAACUCAAGUAAUGAUAAAAGUGCAGUUUGGUAAUUUAAGACAAAUGCUCUGGGCUUAAAAAUUUUCCCCCAGAAAUGGCAUGAAGGUAGGGACAUAGGAAAUAAUUCUGGUCUAGAUCUUCAUGUGGCUAUCAUUUUCAUGGUUGCUUUUCCUUCUCGGUUAUAAAAAGAGAUCUCUGAUUAUUUAAGAUGAUGUCAAUUACUUUGAGUAAAGGAAUCUAGGCUUCUUUUAAUCAUUGUUUGAAGAGGUGUCUUCAAAGAUGUGGAGUGUCAGGAUUGGAAAAGAUCUUAAGCAUUGUCUAGUUCCACUCCAUAAUUUUACAAAUGGGGAAACUGGGGUCCAGAAAAGUUAAAUGAGUUGACCAAGGUCACACAGCUGAGCUGGGAAUUAGAACCUCAGUAGUAGAUGACAAGAUAAAGUACUGGGAUGAAGCUGGGGGAAAAAAAACACAACAACCCACAGACCUAUUCCCUCCCCACCCCCCAGCAAAAGUCAUUGUUAGUAUAUAUUGGGUUAAAAGUUCAAUGCUAGGGAAAUGGGAGAAGGGAAGGGAACAUUUUUUCUCUAAUCACACAUUAGCAAAAAAAA
This is a messenger RNA of Phascolarctos cinereus (koala), 2388 nucleotides long. It is a transcript of the gene HADH, whose product is annotated as hydroxyacyl-CoA dehydrogenase. NCBI's taxonomy places the organism in Eukaryota, Metazoa, Chordata, Mammalia, Diprotodontia, Phascolarctidae. Gene Ontology annotation, molecular function: (3S)-3-hydroxyacyl-CoA dehydrogenase (NAD+) activity; NAD+ binding. Gene Ontology annotation, cellular component: mitochondrion. Gene Ontology annotation, biological process: fatty acid beta-oxidation. The record is from RefSeq and is a predicted model, not a curated record.